Molecule: messenger RNA, 2699 nt
Organism: Gadus macrocephalus (Pacific cod)
Lineage: Eukaryota; Metazoa; Chordata; Actinopteri; Gadiformes; Gadidae
Product: cyclin-dependent kinase 16-like
Exons: 16
Coding region: 883-2376 (497 amino acids)
Biological process (GO): exocytosis; protein phosphorylation; neuron projection development
Cellular component (GO): synaptic vesicle; cytoplasm; nucleus
Molecular function (GO): protein kinase activity; ATP binding
Source: RefSeq, a predicted model, not a curated record
GGCGUGAACAUGAGCUGUGAACACAAACACAGACUCGACUACACAAAAAAUGGAAUAAAAAAUGAAGGAAAGAACAGGAUAGGUAGUACUGACAUCACCAGCAUGGCACUGGUAAUGUCAGAGCUAUGAAUACACCAAGAGAGAGUAGAAAAACGUGAAUUGUUUUUUGAGCGCGUGCUCAUGCGCAGUUCCCGCACACCGCGGCACACCUGUUCUAAUUACCACACCUGUUCCAUUGGGCGAGGCGAGAGAGGGCUGCACCCUCCUGUCGCUGUAGCUCGCUCGGUCAGCCCUGCAGCACCGCGUGCUCCUGCACUGUGUCUGACCUUCCUUAGUCAGCAGGCGGGGCGGACUGCAGAAAGGAGGAAGGAGAAAGAGACACGCGACGGAGAGAGAGAGAGGUAUAGAGAGGGAGUGUCCACGGGAGCACAGAGGAGAAGAGAGACAGAGAGGGAGGGAGAGAGAGAGAGACAGAGAGAGAGAUGUAGUGGACACGAGUAAGACGGAGCCGUUUCCACUGUUGGGUCUGUUUAGUCUAGUCCGAACAAACGCCGUCUCUGUCCUUGCUGUCAGCAGAUCAAGUCGUGUCUGGAGCAGUGGCCCCUAUGCAGGCGAAUGUCCCGCCAGAAUUGAACACAGGUCGGCUUGGUUAUUGGCUUUUGGAUCGCGAGCCACCAUCCAUCCUGAAGGUGGAGCUUGUCGUCUUUUGAUCUUGUGUUCGAAAAACACAAAUCUUAACCUCCCCAGAAAAGGAUUUUUCUGCGCUGGACAUAUUCCUUUAUCAUUUUGUUCAUUUAUCAAGGUUCACUUCCCCCAAACAAACCACCACUUUUGAAAGCAGACUGGGAGAACUUGCGGGGAUCUCCUUGCAUACUCUCACAUAUGGAAGAGUCUGGGGGGCGAGGGGUGAGGACGGCGGGAGACGGGGUGAGGGCUGGGGAUCGGGACCCCUCACAGAGGCUCUCUCCGUUCCGCAUGCUCCGUAUGCUGGAGGCUUGCAGAACCCCAGGGAACCGCAUCGGCAUCGUCCAUGAGAAUGUGAAGAUGGGCUCCGACGGGGAGAGCGACCAGGCGUCCGGUACAUCUUCUGAUGAGGUCCAGAGUCCCGUGAGGGUCCGCAUGCGGAACAACCACCACCGACGGAUCUCCAAUGAGGACAUAAACAAGCGCCUCUCUCUCCCAGCUGACAUCCGGCUUCCGGAGGGGUACCUGGAGAAGUUUGCGAUGAAUAGCCCGCCCUUCGAUAAGCCCAUGAGCCGCCGGCUACGCCGAGCCUCAUUGUCUGAAAUAGGCUUUGGAAAACUGGAAACGUACAUCAAACUGGACAAAUUAGGAGAAGGGACCUACGCCACCGUGUUCAAAGGGCGGAGCAAGUUAACAGACAACCUGGUGGCGCUGAAAGAGAUCCGGUUGGAGCACGAGGAGGGGGCGCCCUGCACGGCCAUCCGUGAAGUGUCUCUGUUGAAGGAUCUGAAGCACGCCAACAUCGUCACUCUGCACGACAUCAUCCACACUGACAAGUGCCUGACGCUGGUGUUUGAGUACCUGGAGAAGGAUUUGAAACAGUACAUGGAUGACUGCGGUAGCAUCAUGAGUGUCCACAACGUCAAGCUAUUUCUCUUCCAGCUGCUGCGAGGUCUUGCCUACUGCCACAAGAGGAAAGUCCUCCACAGAGACCUCAAGCCUCAGAAUCUGCUCAUCAACGAAAAAGGAGAGCUCAAACUAGCUGACUUUGGUUUGGCCAGGGCCAAGUCGGUCCCUACCAAGACGUACUCUAACGAAGUGGUGACAUUAUGGUACCGGCCCCCAGACGUGCUGCUGGGCUCCACUGAGUACUCUACACCCAUUGACAUGUGGGGCGUGGGCUGCAUCUUCUACGAGAUGGUCACAGGCCGGCCGCUGUUCCCCGGUUCCACAGUGGAGGAUGAGCUGCACCUCAUAUUCCGCAUCCUGGGUACGCCCACGGAGGAGACCUGGCCCGGCUGCACCAACAGCGAAGAGUUCAAGACCUACAACUUCCCCAAGUACAACGCGGAGCCCUUGGUCAACCACGCACCCAGGAUAGACAGCGAUGGCCAUGAUUUGCUAUCCAAACUCCUGCAGUUUGAGGCAAAGAAGCGUAUUUCAGCAGAAGAUGCCCUCCGGGUGCCUUACUUCAAGAGUCUUGGAGAGCAGGUUCAGUCACUAGUUGAUACUGCCUCACUCUUCUCAAUAAAAGAAAUUCAGCUCCAUAAAGACCCAGGCAAGAGGUCUGCUGUUUACCCAGAAUCAGCAAUGGCACAUAAGAUAGGCUCCGCCCCCUCGCAGUACUUCCAGCGAGAAGCAGCCAAUCCCAGGGCUCAGAGUCAGGCUCUCGCCUCCCCUUCCACAGGCUGAUUGGCCAGAGUCCAUCUGCCCAGGGGAAGAGUAGAAGGCAGAGUGUGUUGUUUUAGUGUCGGAGGGGUCCAGUGAAGGUGUGGAGGCAGGGAGGUCCGGUCUCAGACACGCGCUCACUGACCCCCACCGCACAAACUAAACAAACGGAGAGACACACACUCUCGCCAGGGACGUGCCGUAGGAGGCAACAAUGAUGACAACAACAAUGACAACAACAUAAACAACAACAACACCACAACACCACAAACAAACAAAAAAAAACAGAAGAAGAAACCAGAACUAUAAAAGAAACUGUCAACUACGCCCGAAUCGAGAUUGAGAAA